UAGUCACUGGGUGCCUAAGCAAGUCCGAGUGACUUUUCUUGCACUGUUCAGGCGUAGCUAAAAGUCAUGAUUGUGUUUUUUUUCCAGCAAUAAGCUGCAGCGUAUCAUGUCAGCUUCAACAAGGACUCUGCACAGCGCCUCCCAGCAGUCGACUUUGGUGUUUAGCUGAGCAGCAAAAAUAAACAAAGAAAGAAAUCCUCCACUUUUCAGCGAUGAUGAAUGGUCAAUCAUUUAAAUUUUGGUCUUUGGUGCUGGUGAUAUCGGCCAAUAUUAUCUUUUUUAUUCUGUUCUUGGAAAACUCAGCAAGAGAAAAAACUUUAAAUUACAGCUUGAUGGCCAUGUCAAGAACUUACAAAGCGAGCGGAGAAGACAAGCUGCAGCACACUGGUGAAUUAUUACAAAAGAAGGGAGAAUUGACUGAAACAAAUACAACAGCGCUGACAUCUGAUCCAGUUAUUACCUCUUCUUCUGAAACUCCUAUUCCUAUGAUUUUGAAAAAGUUUUUCAAGAAGCUUCCUCAGUGGAGCUUUGAGGAUAUUUACAACUUGGAUGCUCUGCCUAGACCUAUGACUUGUCCGCAGUCUCUGCGUAACUCCCAGGACGAGGACUUCCGGAAAGCUUUCCUUCCCAACAUUCGCAUGUUUCUGCACAAAGACAACUUCAACAUGAGAGAGUGGAACCGGCUCUCACAUUUUAAUAAUCCGUUUGGCUUUAUGCAAAUGAAGCAUGAUGAUGUAAUGCCUGUUGUGAAGCUGAUCGCAAAGCCCAAAGAGCCGCUGCUCCUCCCUAAACCAGGCGGGGACGGCUGCAUCCGCUGCGCCGUGGUGGGAACGGGCGGCAUCCUGAACGGCUCAAAGAUGGGCGCCGAGAUUGAUGCUCACGACUACGUGUUUCGGAUGAACGCCGCGGUGGUUGAAGGUUAUGAGGAAGACGUCGGAAACAGAACAUCCGUUUAUAUUCACACUGCUCACUCCAUUACAGCGUCCCCUAGUUUUUACCGCAAGUUUGGAUACAAGGCUGCUCCGCAUGAUGAGGGUAUAAAAUACGUCCUGAUUCCUGAGGGCUUGAGGGACUUCCAGUGGCUCAACGCCGUCAUCAAAGGAGAAAGAGUCUCUGAAGGGGAGUAUCGUAACAGGAACGCCAGGACCUACUAUUCAGGCCAGUACAAUGAGAGCCAAUUUUAUGUCCUGCACCAGGACUUUCUGCGAUAUGUACGAAACAGGUUUUUAAAAUCAGGCAAUUUGAAUCAAGGUUACUGGGCCAUUGUCCGACCAACUAAUGGGGCAUUUGCUAUUUUCACGGCUCUACAUGUUUGUGACAUAGUGAGUGCGUACGGAUUCAUGACUGAUGACUACAGUAAAUACUCCAACUACUACUUUCAAAAGUACCUGAAAACCAACGUCAUUUUCUUCGCCAACCAUGACUACAUUAUGGAGAAGAAUUUGUGGAAGAGCCUCCAUGAAAGAAAAAUAAUUAAGCUGUUUCAAAAAACUAAACCACAGGAAAAGACAGAAAAGCCUCCACCGCCCUGACACCCUGAAAACGAGUCAAACCAUUUACUGUCCUGAUCAGCAAUAUUAAAAACAGGUUAACUCUGCUGCAGGAUGAGCACUUUAAGGACGUCUUAGUGUUGGGUCUGUUUUAGUUCCCAACCUGCAAGGAGUUCCCAACUCCUUGGGAACUCUUGUUGUUGUGGAGCGUAGAGUGUAAUGCACAUCAUUCAUGAUCAUUUCUGAGGAAUCUGUCAAACUUUGAGUUGUUGGUUGACUACAACAACAACUUGUGUUGUUGACAACUUGUGUUGUCAACAACACAAGCUGUCUGGUUGACAACUUGUGUCAACUAGAGACACGAGUUGCUCUUCUGCAGAAGAGGGGAGAGGAGCCAGACACGGAGAACCGCAGUCAAACAACUGUCUGGGAUCAACUCACAGUUGAUCCCAGACAGUUGCUUUUUAUUUUCAUAACAAGGAACAGAGGGUUGGGUUUGUUCACAUAGUCACACAGAAAGUUUCUCCUGAGAAAUCUGCCACAGGAUGUUCUAGGAUGCUCAGUUUGAUAAAACCAGAAGAGUAAAUAAGCAUUUCUAAUCUCCAAGCAAAUAUUGAUAGAAGAAGAAGAGUGUGUAGCGUUUCUAAUCUUCAAGCAAACAUCCAAAGAACAGUUAAUAAUGUACCGUAAAAGAAAAGGGGCUAAAGAAAAAAAAAAACACAAAAGAAUAAUAAUUUUAAAACAUAUAAACUCAUAAUUUAAAUGAACUUGGAUAAUACUUUUUCCAACAUUCUCCCUCCUGUUUUUCGUAUUAUUAUUUACAGAGUCUAACACAAACAUCAGGAAUACAUUUCUUGCUGUCGCAUUUUCAAUGCAUCCUUCACAACGUUAGACAUUGGAAUCUCCUUUGGAGACGGAGGCAACAAGUUGGUACUGAUGCAUAACGUUUCCAACAAUUCUAGCUAUCAUUGAUUUUAAACAUGGGAUUAUGCAGGCAGUAAAAAUACCAAACAAUAAAAGAAUAACAAUAAGAGGCAUCAUUAUUUUCAACAGAAGAUGCCACCAUGGUCCAGAUAUAAUCCAAGAAAGAAAGUCUUCUAGUGAGGGAACUGAGUCCUUUAACGUGGCCUGUUGCAGGUUUUUCAAGGCAGACAUUGCUUCAUCGAUAUGUUAGUAAUGUACCAUAAAAGAAAAGACACAAAAGAGUAAUAAUUUGAAAACAUAUAAACUCAUAAUUUAAAUGAACUUGGAUAAUAAUUUUUGCAACAUUUAGUUACUUAUACUGCUGCACUUGAGCAGUCAUAAUGUAAUAUUUAAAAUAAAUCUGAAGACAGAGCAGACUUGCUAUAAAGGAACACACACUGUGUAAUUAGAUGAAGGAUGUGUUUUUGUAUGCAUCCGGCUAAAUGUAGCCAUUUAUUGAAAUAUUUCUUUUUUAGCUUUGAUGUCUUUUAUUCCUUCAAUAAAACUGGUCAACAGCCAAAGAAUUGUCUGCAGUUUUUCAACAGUUUUAGGGUAAUUUUGAUGUGCUGAAUCCAAAACUCACAUUGGUUUUGCUCAAUCAGGCCAACUUUCUGAACUAAAGGUGCAACACGAGCAUCAGUGUUUAUUAUUCAAUUUACAAAAAUCAGUUUGUAACAUUUAAUUAAUACGCUCUGUUAGAAAAUGACUUUUCUUUUCCUAAAACAUUUUGGGAUGAGAAAUAUUCAUGGAAAUGAACUGAUAAUGCCUCAAAAAUUGUAUCAAUUUAAUCAGAAGAUUGAAUUUCUCUGAAUCAAAUUGGAAUAAAAAGCCAACCUGAUUGACAAAAAUGGAUGUCAUUUUUCAAUUCACUGGCAUAAAAAUAGUCCUAAUUCAGUUGAAAAAACAAAGACAACUUCCAUCCAUCCAUCCAUCCAUCCAUCCAUCCAUCCAUCCAUCCAUCCAUCCGAUUGUUCUGAAUUGUUUCUCCUUUUUCUAGUUUGAAACUUUUAAAGCAAUAUCUUUUCCUCUGUUAGCUAUAUCUCUGUAUUUACGUGUUUGGUACAAUUACUUUAAUGUGUUUAAGCAUUUAUUACUAUUGUUUCAUUUUUAUUUAACCAUGGUUAUGAAGUUUAUUUUCUAUGGACUUUCAGGUUUAUAUAACAAGCACUACAGUAGCUUGUAAAACAACUUUUAAUGCACUUCAGUAGUCUAGCUUUGUGGGAGUUGUAAUUUUAUAAUCCAGAGUCAUUUAGUGUUUUGUGUUUAAAUAAGAGAUGAUUAAGUGUUUUAUUGGAUAGUUUAACAACAGAUGAACAACCUGAUCAUAAAAUUAAAAAGCCUCUCCUUCUUUCUCUCUAUUCAACCAAAUAGUUUGUGAGAAGAACAAAUAAAAAUAAAAUGGAGUGUUUGCAAACCUGCCAGCUAGAACAAAAGUUUUAUUAGAAAUUCAAACUGGAAAUGUUUGUUGAAACAGGACAGAAUGACUAAAUGUUCUGUUGUGAUCUUUUUAUACUUCGAUA
Messenger RNA from Gambusia affinis (western mosquitofish), 3973 nucleotides. Its product is annotated as alpha-N-acetylgalactosaminide alpha-2,6-sialyltransferase 1-like. NCBI's taxonomy places the organism in Eukaryota, Metazoa, Chordata, Actinopteri, Cyprinodontiformes, Poeciliidae. Gene Ontology annotation, molecular function: sialyltransferase activity. The transcript is spliced from 9 exons. The record is from RefSeq and is a predicted model, not a curated record. The coding region runs from base 213 to 1532 and encodes 439 amino acids.